This is a messenger RNA of Penicillium odoratum, 4593 nucleotides long. Its product is annotated as GYF domain-containing protein. Lineage: Eukaryota; Fungi; Ascomycota; Eurotiomycetes; Eurotiales; Aspergillaceae. The transcript has 3 exons. Gene Ontology annotation, molecular function: protein binding. Bases 1 to 4593 code for a protein of 1530 amino acids. The record is from RefSeq and is a predicted model, not a curated record.
AUGCCUACACCACUCCCAUCCAGUUUCGCUUCCGCCGCCGCCGGCAACACCCAGGACCCCAAUCGGAGAGGGGAUGGAAAUGCUGGAGAAUGGUACGCAGUCUUGCCCUGUCCUGCUCUGGAUGCUCCCCUCCCCGACAUCCAAGCAACCCAAGCGUCACCGUCUCGAUCCCGCAUCAACGGAGCCACCCAGACCUUCCGCCGCCCUUCCGUUGCUACCAACCCUACGCACACUCGGGAGAGUAGCCACGCAGCAUCUGCCUCGACGCCUACCGGAGCUUAUAUUCCUCCCCAUAUGAGCUCAAAUACCUCUAGUGCACUGCGGAAUGGAGACGCUCGAUACUCCAAGGACCAACUCAUAGACUUGUAUAAGGCACAGCGGGAGUCGGGCUCCUUGAGCAAGAAUGUAGAGGACUACUUUGUGGCCGACUGGGAUCCUCACAUGGAGCCCACUUUAGUGAACGGAGCGUGGGGGAAGCGGGAUGACCACAAGACCUCUGCGGGGCCCGAGGUGUGCUGGGACCAUGGUGGUCAAGCUGAACCGUUGGGCCUGAGUGAUAUGACGGAGAGUGAAAAAGAGUUCUUCACCGCGUCCGUGAAUUCCCCUCUCAAGCCCCCACCAACCAACGCCCAGAAAGAAAACGCCGGGCCAGCGACUGGAGGUCGCAAAGGCUCAAUUUCAUACACUCAGGGCCACAUUAAUAACUACAACACCUCUUCCCCCACCCCCAGCCGACCGGGUGUGAGACGCCGAGAGACGACGGGAGAUUCUGUGGGCAAUCCCAUGUCUCCUACUACCUCCAACUCUCGGUUCUUCCGUGACGAAGCGAAUACCUCGACUCCUCCUCCCGCACUCCUUCGUCGUAAGACCGAUUUCCGAGAGCCGGGCGUGAAAGACGAGAAAUCGAAGGACGGUGCCGAUUCUCCUUUUGGGUCUUUGAAGCGUAGCACGACCAACCCGAUGAACCCCAAUCCGUUGAACACCGCUGUAGGCCCGAGUUCACCCUGGGGUCCGGCAUCCGCAUCAGCAAGUGCCAAUUUCUCCCCGAUGGGUGCCUUUGGAGCUUUCUCCCUGGGUUCAGGCUCUGUUUCUGCCACAACCCCCACGACUGAGAAGAAGCCUGGAUAUGGAAGUCUUCGGGGCGAGAGCAGGUUCAAGGGUCUGCUCUCGAAGGACAGCUCGGAGGAUCUUACUGGCUCUAGUAAGGAGAAAAACCUGAGUGGUCUCGAGCGACUCGUGGAGGACGAUGGCGGCAAGCGUGCACAGUCCCCAUGGGGUGAUGCGGUUAAGAAUCGUGUCGGCCGGAGUGAGACUAAUCCAUUCGAUGAGCCUCGCAGUGGCAGUGCCGCCCUUGGUGGUUCGCAGGAUGUUGAGGCACCCCAGGAUACUGGAUUUGGUGCCUUCGGCAUGACCUCGAGUAUUCCCGGUUUCCGAGAGUUGAUGCAGAGCCAGGAGAACUCGAGAAACCCGACCCCGAGUUUGCUCCAGGGACACGAACCCACCAGUCCGACCAAUACUAACCCCUACCAAAGCCCCCAUGGCGACCGAGGAAUGGAUCCGGAGGAUGUGGAUACUGAUGGAUCGGAUAUUCAGCAUCCCCAACACCCCGGACUCAGCGGACUCCGCGAUCCUUCCAAUCCGUUUGGAUCAAUGAGACGGGCUGGUUCAGGAAUGGACCUGCCCAGUGUCGACCGCAGCCAGAACUCGAGUGUCAAUGCCAACCGACCUUUCUCUGGUUUGGGUAGCCUUGGUGGUCUUCCAUCUCUUGGUGGAGGUUCCGCCUGGCCCUCCGGGGGAGCCAUUGGUACGCCGACCAGAGAGCGGUCUGCUUUUGGUGGCGGUGGAUUCGGUGAUCCUAUCUUUGGUACCAUGGGUGACCUUCAGUCUCCAAGUCUGUCGACUCUGGGAGGCGGUGGUCUCUUCAGCCCGCAUGCUGGAAUUGCUGGAACUGCAAGUAUCGGUCGGGGAAGCAAGUUGGGUGCCCUCUUCUCGUCGACCAUGCAGGAUGAAGGACGGCCAGACUCUGUGGGCUUGGGUGACGGUUCUGGUCAACCUGAUCCUGGUUUGGUAAGCAAGCCUGGAUCGAACUCAGCAUCCCAGACUCCCGUCUCCGCUGUUGGUUCCCUUCCAGUCAACUUCACCCAAGAUCCCGCAUUGGCCCAGACCCCUGGAGGAUCUGUUCCUGCCGCCCAACAGCGCCAAAUGGUCAUGCCUGACCGCAUGCGCUGGAUUUACCGCGACCCGCAAGGCAACACCCAAGGACCAUGGACUGGUCUUGAAAUGCAUGAUUGGUUCAAAGCUGGAUUCUUCAGCCCCGAUCUGCAAAUCAGGAAACUCGAAGAUGGAGAAUUCGAGCCGCUCGCACAGCUGGUGCGCCGCAUUGGGAACUCUCGCGAGCCAUUCCUUGUUCCCCAGAUUGGCAUCCCCCAUGGACCUGAGCCCAAUGCCACCCCAUGGACUGGCACUGGCGGCGCCACCACCCAGGGCUCCGCUCAGCCUCCUUUCCCCGGCAGCUUCCCCAGCUUUGGCACCACUUUGACCGCCGAACAACAGAAUGCUCUUGAACGACGAAAGCAAGAGGAGCAGUACCUGAUGGCUCGCCAAAAGGAACACCUUGCUCAACAACAAGCCAUUAUGAAGCAGAUGGGAGGUUCAAGCAGUUCAGCCUUGCCCCCGCUCCAGCAUCAGUCCAGCGCCCAUAGCCUACACAGUCAGCCUAGCUUUGGCAGCAUUGCCUCCCCUGGCGCUUAUCAGCCCUCUCCCAUCCAGGCUCCGCUGCAGCAGCAGGCCCAGGGAGUCCCUGGCUUCUUUGACGGUGCUGCGCAGCUCCGACAAGGCGGAUUACCCAACAUUGGACCUGGUAUGCUCGGUACCGAUCUUGGUAGCGGACAGGACCAGCUUCCCGCCCUCCUUGAUCGCUUGAACAUCGGCCGCCAGGAUCCAUUUGCUUUCGGUGGAGCCUCCUCACUCGGUCGCCAACCUGACAGCCUUUUGCACUCCCAACAGGUAGCAUCGAUGCUCCAGGAUCGCGCUCAGCUCCAGCAGGAGCAGGAGCAAUUUGACAAGGCCAACAACGCCAAUGACCCAUUUGACCAGGAGGCGCGUGAAGAGCGACUUCGUCAGUUCCACGCCUUGCGGGCCCAGGAAGGUGAAUUGGGUAUGCGCACCGCUGAAGGUCUUCCCACUCACCCCGCUGCCUCUCAGCAACUUGAAGCUGAAGCUGCUGCUGCCGCUGCUGCCAUGGACGCAAUACCAGAAACCGAAAAUGUUGGCGAGGAGCCUACUCUAACCCUGUCUCAGCAAGUCCAGAAAGCUGCUUCUGCCCAACGCCAACAGCAAGAGGAGCAAGAGCAGACACCUGAAUCCGUGUGGGGAGUCAACAAGAUGGACCAGGCUAUGCCUCAGCCUUUCCCACCGCCACCCUCGGCAUCCCCUCUGCCCGCCCCAGCUGCUCAGCGGAACCGCCAGAAUGUCGCCGAUGCCCUUGCUGCUGGAUCUCGUUCUCAGACUCAGACUCCGAUCGAUUCUGCGCCCACUUCUGUCGCACCCUGGGCCAAGGAUGCCAAUGAGAUGCCCAAGGGACCUUCUCUGAGAGAGAUCCAAGAAGCCGAAGCUCGCAACGCUGCUCAGCGUGAGGAAAUUGCCCAGGCCACGCGCCGUGCUCAGCUUCUCGCCGAACAGGAACGCCUCAGCCAAGCCCAGGCCCAGGUUGUCCCUGGCCUUCCCUCGUCGGCUAACUGGGCCAGCAGCGGAUCUCCGGGUACCCCUACCUCGUCUGGCUCCGCAUGGAACACCAAGACUCAGCCUGCUCCCACCAACACCGCCGCGAAGAAGACUCUCGCUCAGAUCCAGAAGGAAGAGGAGGCCCGCAAGCAGCGCCUGGCCGUUGCCGCUGCCGCUGCUGCCCAGACAGCCACUCCUAGCCCUCCCGCCUCUGCCAGCAAGCGUUACGCUGAUCUUGCCGGCAAGGCCCCUACUCCUUCCGCCGGUGCUUCUGCCACAAUCCCAGUCGGUUCUAGCGCCUGGACCACCGUCGGUGCCAGUGGCAAGGCCAAGGCCCCUCCCACCGCUCCCCUCGGUCCCCGUUCUACCAGUGCCACCAGCCCCCUCGCCUCCGUUGCCGUAGCUAAGCCUCGCCCCGUCACCACUACCCGUCCCGUGACCCUAGGCAGUGUCCCUCAAUCCUCCAACCCCAACCGGGCCGUCGAAGAGUUCACCAAGUGGGCCAAGCUUGCCCUAGGCAAGGGUCUGAACACCAACAUCAACGUCGACGACUUCGUCCAGCAGCUCCUCUUCCUUCCCGCCGAAGCCGAGAUCAUCUCCGACUCCGUCUACGCCAACUCCCAGACUCUGGACGGCCGCCGCUUCGCUGACGAGUUCAUCCGCCGCCGCAAGCUCGCUGACAAGGGCGUUAUUGACCCUAUCUCUCCUAACGCCUAUGCUACCGAGCAGACCGGUUCUGGUGGCUGGAGCGAGGUCGCAAAGAAGGGUUCCACUGCUACUGCUGCUGCCGCCGCUGCUACCCAGCGUGAGGAGGAAGCGAGCAGUGCCGCUUUCAAGGUCGUUGCUCCCCGUAAGAAGUCUAAGCGGUAA